AUGGAGGUAAUUGAGAUUAUAGAUGAGGAAAUAUAUGAUGUAAAUAAGGAUGCUCAGAAUAUUCAGAAAGAGAAAGAUACAUUGAUGAUUAUUACCAAUAAUAGACAGAUAGUAAAGAAAUAUGAUAAGCCGUUUAAGAUUAGUUCUGAUAGGGCUAUUAUGAAUACUAAAUACAGGAUUUCAAAAUACUUGACAAGUGUAUUUUGUGGGUUGCCUAUUGAUUUAAAUGCUAGAAAUAAGUAUUUUUGUAGAAUACGUCAAUUAUUAUUAGAUAAACUUGUAGCGAUAGAAAAUAGAUUAAAGAAACAAGAAAAGAAUAGACAGACUACAACUUAUAUUAAAUUUAGUUAUAUAUGUCAAAAUUGUCGUUCAAAGGUGAUAGUAACACCUACACCUUCCAUGCCAAAUACGUUUAAAAAUUAUUGUCAAAGUAAACAAAUACAUUUCGACCUGUACACUAAUAAUGGAUUUGAGUCAAAGCCAAUAGUUUCCAAAUAUCGAUUGAAACGAAGAUGUGAUAUUCUUAAGAAACAUUAUAUAUCAAACAAGGAAUUAGAGUUUCUGUUAGACCAAGUUACAAGUAGAUCAGGAUACAACAUGUUGAAAGAAGAUAAUUUGAGAAAAUAUUCACUGUUGAAGGAAUGGUUAAUAAAAAUAAGAAAGAAAAAAGAAGCUGCUUUUGAACGCAAAGGUAUUAAGGUGGCAGAACAGUCGACCAGUGCUGAAACACCGAUUACAAGGCCUGAAUUUCAUAGGGAGUUGAAUAGUGUCAGAGAUCUUAAAACUCUGUCGAUAUAUCAUAAUGGAGUUAGAAACAAAAGACUUGUUUAUAACUUGUCUUAUAAGUAUGUUAUUGAUCAGUGUAAAAUAAGGGCUCCUAAAAUUAUACAGGAGUAUUCAAGAGAUGAUAUAGAUACACAAGAAUUAAAAAUUAAAAUUAAUGAGCUUGGUAUAUGGGAUAUUGGAUGUUUAUAUGAUUUUACAUUUUUAAUGAAGAAUCAAGUCAGUUGUCAGUUAAUAGAAUUAUUAAAGUGCUAUAAAAUAAUUGAAGAAAAAUUGUUGUAUAAGGUACUGAAACAAAUAACUGGAAGAGUUUUAUUAGAAUUCAAAGUGCUUAUUUGGGAACUAAGGAACGAGUUACAAAUAAAGGAAGAAAAGCGGUGCGGUAUUAGCGGUAAAGAUAAAAAAGCUAAGUCACAUAGUAAACGCACUGAAAUGGGUGUUAAAGAUGUUGGCUGUAAGAUGUUAGAAAGUAAUUGGAAUAAAUGGAAUGAUUUAGCAUUCCAUCAAGGCGGUUAUUGGGCAAAUUUUUAGGUAGAUCAUGACAGUUACCUUUGAAUUUGAGGUUGCAUCAUGGUUUUUAACAAUGAUGUGAUCGUUUAGGUAACAGGUCGACUUGUUCUUUAUGAAAAGUAGUCUUGUUUCAUAAUGCUUAAUUCUUAUAUGUAUUUGU
Messenger RNA from Rhizophagus irregularis DAOM 181602=DAOM 197198, 1453 nucleotides. Lineage: Eukaryota; Fungi; Glomeromycota; Glomeromycetes; Glomerales; Glomeraceae. The record is from RefSeq and is a predicted model, not a curated record.